Messenger RNA from Diaporthe citri, 3963 nucleotides. RefSeq lists its product as uncharacterized. The coding region runs from base 1 to 3963 and encodes 1320 amino acids. NCBI's taxonomy places the organism in Eukaryota, Fungi, Ascomycota, Sordariomycetes, Diaporthales, Diaporthaceae. The record is from RefSeq and is a predicted model, not a curated record. The transcript has a single exon.
AUGUACAUAUACGACCUGGACGCGCAUGGCCACACCGCCACUGCCGAGGACAGGCGCAUGUCCUUCAGCUCACUGGACUCGGACGAGAACUCGUUUGCUACAGCAGCAGAGUCGCGAACCAACAGCGGCUUGGGCGUCGCCAACAGCGGCCUCAGCAACGCCCGCCCCAUGACUUCCUCUCAGCUCACUCCUGCCACGGCCCUGAGCUCAAACUGGCCUGGCGGCAUCCUCCGCCGUAUCGACAUCCGUGUCGAGUCCAAGGAGCUACUCGAGCCUCGGAGUGACGCGGCUGCUCGGCCCCAGUCACGCCCCUCCCCCCGCGGGGUCGCAGGAGAUCGCAGACGGACUUCUGAGGGCGAGGAUGAGGCCUGGGACGAGGUGGCUGCGUUCCUGCGGAAUGUGACGCCGCCGCCGUCCAACUUCAUGUCUGUGCCUACAGAACCAUACUCGCCGACGACCGUCUCUUCAAGGUCGAGUAUCCGGCGGAGGACGAGCAAGAAGAAGAAAGGGGCCCUGCGACGUUGCAUCUCUUUUUUGAGGGGGGCUUCCCGGCAGAAGAAGGUUUUGCGGAAGCCGUCUGUCAGGCCAGCGUCGCCGACUCUCACCCGUUCUCCAGCUCGCAGACACAAGAAGCGCCCUCCACGCAUCACACUCCCGGACACCGCCAUCUCGGGCAGGACCGUUGACGGGCAUCGACACAUUGCCAUUUCUAUCCCUAUUGAGCAUGCCCACCUAGGCCCAGAGCCGCGGCUCAGGUUUCCCAGGGCCGAGAGGAGGACGAGAUCAAUGCCCGUGGUAGAGAUGAAUCCUGCCGUCUACAGCGAUGUCAAUGUCAGACCAAUGACUGCCUUUGUCAACGAGCCACACAUAGGGACGCAAUUGGGACCUGUGGCUGAAGAGCGAGAGUCGCUGUCGUCGAGGUCGUGGGAGAGGUCGAGCUCAGGAGGCCUCGACGAAGCGCGCAAGGUCCGACUGGCAUCGAGACAUACGUUUGGCACAGUUCAGGAAGAGCUCAGCAGGCCCAACACAAGCUCCAUUUCACCACCAAAAACUCCGAGACGCAUCAGCGACGACUCAUGGUCACCACGCACCAGUGACGAGACGCGUGAAUCAAUGCAUAGACAGGCGCUCGCCGCCCUACAGAGGCCUAGAACAGCCCCAAGGCCCGUCAGUGGCCAGUCCGGCUACAGUUUUCGCUCAUUUACAUCGGCGUCGCCGGCUUCCAAGGUGUCGUAUCCGAUGCGAAAAUCCAGCCUCCACCCUCAAGGUUCCGAAAACAGGCGGUCGCGAGCACGCAGUGAUUCUGGCCAGCGCGCUCAUAACGAGCACAGCCGUGAUUCCUCGAGGGACCAGUACACGCUCCAAGAGUCCAUCUUCUCGGAGCCUUCGUUCCUGGAGAGUUAUGGCACGAUGGCGAGCGGCUCGGAGGUCGAGCUGGGCGUCAUCAAAGAGGCGAAGCGUGCGAAGCGAUUCUCUGGUACGGCAGAAAUCGUGGAUACGCCACCGAGAACGAGUCUCGAGGCGGGGGAGGUGAGUGGCAGGGAAAACGCGAGGGCAAGUGUGAAGGAAAAGAAGCGGAGCAGCGGUCACGACAGCAAACGGUCGAGUGGGCACAGCAAGAGGAGCAGCAAGCGAAGCAGCAAGAGGAGUAGUGGUACAAUCGAGGAGGAAGAGUCAUUUGUGGAGAAGACCAGAGACUCGACAGCUACAGUGCUGUUCAACCCGGAGGUCAAGAAAGUUGACGAGAGUAUUACGAGGCAGCCGCAGUCGCGGAAGUCUGUGGAGAUCGUGGUCGAGACCCCGACCGACACCGUAUUUCCACGCGAGGAGCCCGAGACCAAAGAUGAGGAAACCGUACAAGCUCAGAAGGCGUCAUCCGAGGGAUUGGAACAGGAACGUGAAGUCAAAGGCAAAGAGAGACAGCAGAGGCUUCAGCAAAGCCCAAUCUUCGACGUGCCUGUGCAGGAGAAAGAAUCGAAAGGCAAAGGCAAGGAGAAGGCGGUCAGCCCUGUGCUGGAGGCCGUAGAGGAUGAUGACGAACGCAAGCCCAAGGCAAAGGCACAGAACGAGGAGACCGCCCAGAGUCCGUUGCCGAGCCCCAAGCAGCGGAAAGAGAGGAGGAAGUCAACAAUCCUGACUAGGUCGCAGCGGAUUGCUGAGUUGAAGAAGGCCCUGGAUAUGCCUGGCUCGGAGCCCAAGGAUUUGGUGUGGCGGCGGCUCAGUGUCUCGUCUGAUGGAAGCUCCAACUCGACGGAGAAGGAGGCCAAGGCCGAGCCAAAGGACAUCUUGGUUCACGUUCCUGUUGUUCCGGAGAACAACCCCUACAGUCUGAAGACGACACCGGGCCGCUUUGGUAUCAGCGCUGUCAUGACUGUUGCGGAUGUCAAACCGUCCAGUCCGCUUACGGCGUCUCCCGUGCUGGGGAUUGAGAAGAAGAACUCCCUACCGCUCUCGGUUUCGUCCCCGGGAACCGUGGCUACUGUCGUCAUGACCUCGCCUGUGCCGCCAUUCCGAAGCCUCGGCAGCGUCACGCCGCCAGACUCGCCUCCGCAAUCGCGUUCGUCUUCGUCGCCAAUCUCAUCGCUCGAGACACAGACGCAGGCCACGGCACUCAAGCACCCACCUCUCAAGCGGCUCAGCUCUCUGCGCCGACGCCCUUCUGUUCCCGGGCGACAAUCGCCAGCCCUGUCUGGCAGGAUAUCACCGAUCAUGCAGGAGAGCACGCCCAGGCCCAAGACGGCGGGCAAGGGCGUCCUGGCCUCUAGGAAGGACUUCUACGGAGGGCGGCAAACUCCUGAAUCUCCUGAGCAGGACCGGGUUGAGGCCAGUACCUCUGUUUUGAAGAUGUCACGCUCUGAGAUCUUCGACCGGUACGAAGCACUACGCGAGAAGCAGGCUCGAGAUAUGGAGAAGAGGCUCGAGAGGCUGGAGAGGAGUGGUGACUACUGGCUGACGUCGAUGCUUCCUCUGCUGAAGGACUUGAGCCAGACGCUAGGAGACCUUGCUAAGGGCAAGGGAAAGGAGGCUGAUCAGGAGGCUGAAGCCCCGAGUAUCAGGACCACGAGAAGACCGGAGACGAGCUAUCACAACGAUGGCAGGCGGAGCCGGUUUGGCGGCAGAUUCGACGAGGAAGACGGCGGACCAAGCACGCGCAGAAGGUACAUAGCCGGAGACGACUCUUUCGAAAGUGACGAGGAAAUCAUGCGCCACCCGUAUGUGCCUACAGACCGUUCAAGGGCCAACACCGGCGUCUCCGAACGAUCCCGCCGACUUUACCUUCUCGAUGAGCAUCCCGACCUCGGGCGCCGUGUCGACGACUACGACCAUGCCGCCGACCAGCGCCGCACCCGCAGCCACAGCCGCCACCGUCGAUCACAGACAGCAGACGGGCAGAAGCCAACGCGCCCGGGGACGCUGUCCGGGACCACGACCAUGAUCGACAGCAGCGGAGCCCGGACGAGCUCGAUGGGCACCGUGUCCAGGACGGCCGCCAACACCAGCGCCAACACCGCCAACACCGCACCGGGCCCACAGCGCCUGCAGGACGAGGUCGAGGCGGAGCUGGAGCGCAUCAAGCGAAUGGAGCGGCUCAACGAGCGCAUCGACUCGCACAUGCGCGGGCUCUCGCGCGAGCUGAGCCAGCGGCGCCGCCACGGGUGGUCGCCGCCGCAGCAGUCGUCGUCCUCCCGCGCCGCGCGACGCGGCGGCCUAACCAGGUACGAGAGCCGGAGCGAGGCCAGCCUGGCGACGUACGCGGCGCCGGACGAGAGCGGCGGACGGGCCUACUACAGCGGGAUGCACACCGUCGAGCCGCUCAUGCGGGAGCUGCAGUUCGGCGGCAGCCGGCUCAGCCUCGAGAGCUCCGGGUCCGUCGGCUUCGAGGGGGACAGCGAGGUCCAGCGCCUGAGGGAGGGCCCGCGGGCCGUGAUUGGGUUUGGGGCCUUUGGUGGGCGUGGGCUUUGA